Molecule: messenger RNA, 4291 nt
Organism: Alnus glutinosa
Lineage: Eukaryota; Viridiplantae; Streptophyta; Magnoliopsida; Fagales; Betulaceae
Product: putative disease resistance RPP13-like protein 1
Exons: 2
Coding region: 238-4284 (1348 amino acids)
Biological process (GO): defense response to other organism
Molecular function (GO): ADP binding
Source: RefSeq, a predicted model, not a curated record
AAUGUGGCCAAUUAUGGUGGACUCCACUCAAAAUAGAAAGCUGAAUUAUUGAAGAAAAGCAAGCACAUGCGCAGCCCCCACAAACGUCCCAUCUUCUUCUUACCAGUUUGAACUUCUUGCAAUUUGCAACUUUUGAGACUCAUCAAGCUUUCACACAAGAAACCAAUUACUUCUGCGUUUCAGACCUUCGCUAUCUUUGCUUCCUUCCUUGAUUCAUUCCUUUCAACAAAGAAAGCCAUGGCAGAGCUCUUACUUGGUUCCGUCCUCCAAGUGCUGGUCGAGAAAUUGCUGUCUCCGGAGUUGCUGAACUUUGCACGUCGAUACGAGGGACUUGGAAAAAAGCUGGGCAGGUGGAGGCAAACGUUGUCAAGAAUUCAGGCACUGCUUGAUGAUGCGGAGGAGAAGCAACAUACUAACAGGGCGGUGAAGCGUUGGCUAGAUGAUCUCAGAGACUUGGCUUACGAUGUAGAAGACAUACUUGAUGAGUUCGACACAGAAGCUUUGCUAUGCAAAUUAAGGGGAGAAAACCAGGGCAGCACAAGUAAGGUACGGAACCUCAUCCCUGCUUGUUGCGCUGGUUUGACUCCACAUGCUCUUAAGAUCAACAUUGGGCUGGAGUCAAAGAUCACAGACAUUACUGAUCGAUUCAACGAUCUCGUGAUGCAAGAAACUGAUUUGAGAUUGAAAGAAACUGCUGUUGGGAAGUCACAUAGGAAAACAGGGACAGUGCUAGAGCCAACUUCUCUAAUGACUGAACCUCAUAUUUAUGGCAGGGAUGAAGAUAAAGAGGUUGUACUUGAAUUGUUGCUGAGUGAAAAAUGUAGGGAUGCCCAACUCUCUGUAAUUCCUAUACGUGGUAUGGGGGGUAUAGGAAAGACAACUCUUGCUAAGUUUGUAUUUCAUGAUAAAAAAGUGCAAAGCUUUUUUGAUCUAAAAGCAUGGGCAUGUGUUUCUGAAGAUUUCGAUGCUAUUAGAGUCACAAAAACAAUUUUGGCGUCGGUCACCUCUGAAAAUUGUGGUGACAAUGAUCUGAAUUUGUUGCAAGUCAAACUAAACGAGAAACUGAAAGGGAAGAAAUUUCUAAUAGUUUUGGAUGAUCUUUGGAAUGAGAACUAUGAUAGCUGGACUAUCCUACGUGCUCCUUUCUUAGAAGGGGCUCCGGGAAGUGCGAUUGUCAUCACAACACGCAAUGAGGGAGUUUCAUCAACAACAAGAUCCCUUCAAGAGUACCAUUUGAAAGUGUUGUCAACUGAGGCAUCUUUGUCUGUAUUUGCCCAACAUGCACUAGGGGCAAGCAACUUCAGUGCACAUCCAAAUCUUAAAGAUAUUGGUGAAAAAAUCGUUGAAAAAUGUAGAGGCUUGCCUUUGGCAGCAAAGACCCUCGGAGGCCUCUUGCGCACUAAGUUGGACCGUUACGAGUGGGAAGGUGUUUUAAAGAGCAAGAUAUGGGAUAUACCAAAGGAGAGGAGUGGAAUUGUUCCAGCUCUUAUGUUGAGCUACCACCAUCUACCUUCGCAAUUAAAGAGAUGCUUUGCGUAUUGUUCAAUACUCCUCAAAGACUAUGAAUUUAAGGAGAGGCAGCUGGUUUUGUUAUGGGUGGCAGAAGGUCUAAUUCAGCCACAAGGAGAUCAUACACAAAUGGAAGAUUUGGGAAAUAUAUGCUUCAGAAUGGAGGAUAGAAUCGAGGGCAUCAACAAAAGAGAAUUUCCCAUCAAAGUUCGGCAUUUGUCUUAUUUGGGUGAUCGUUAUGAUGGCCCUAAAAAGUUCGAGGUUUUUUCCAAACUCAAAUGUUUACGUACCUUCAUGCCUCUUAUGCUACCUAAUAGGGGGUCGUGUUAUUUGACUCAUGAUGUUUCUCUUAAAUUGUUGUCGAAAUUACCAUGUUUAAGAGUGCUCUCUUUGAGUGGGUACUGCAUAGUUGAGCUACCUGAUUCAAUUGGUGAUUUGAAGCACCUACGGUAUCUUGACCUCUCUUACACUCGAAUUAGAUGUUUGCCUGAAUCAACAACUACUCUAUGCAACUUACAAACAUUGAUAUUAAAAAGUUGUUCUUAUCUAGAGGAAUUGCCUUCAAAUUUGGGGAACCUGGUCAACUUGCGCCACCUCAACAUUCUUAAUGCAGAUAAACUGGAAAGAAUGCCUCCUCAAAUAGGUAAAUUAACUAGUCUGCAGACAUUGUCUAAUCUAAUUGUGGGAAAAGGCAAUUGCUUCCCGUUAAAAGAGUUAGGUUCUUUGUUGCAUCUUCAAGGGACGCUCAUCAUCUCAAGAUUGGAGAAUGCUAUUGAACCCAGGGAUGCACGCGAUGCAAAGUUAAUUGAAAAGCCCAAUCUUACCGCUUUGUGCCUGGAACGGAGUUUCAAUGUGGAGGAUUCACAAGAUAGAAAAAGCGAAUUAGAUGUACUGAACAUGCUACAUCCAAACAAGUCUUUGAAAGAGCUCACUAUCAGGCGCUAUGGUGGUACUGAAUUUCCAACUUGGUUAAAAGGUUAUUCAUUUCCUCAUAUGGUGCUCCUACGGAUUGAAAACUGUAGACAGUGCACAUCAUUGCCACCAGCGGGCCAACUACCGUCACUUAAAUGCCUUUUCAUCAAAGGCAUGGCUAGCGUAAAGAAUGUUGGUGAUGAGUUUUAUGGGGGUAGUUGUUCACAACCUUUUGAAUUCUUAGAAACUUUGUAUUUUGAGGAUAUGAAAGAAUGGGAGAGCUGGAGCCCUAAUGGAGAAUUUCCACAACUGCGUGAGCUUUCUAUUAGAAAUUGUCCCAAGCUGUCGGGCAAUUUUCCAAACUACCUUCCCUCACUACAAAAUGUUGUUAUAGAAAGAUGUGAGCAGUUGGUGGUUUCAAUUUCAAGCUUUCCGGAGCUUUGCAAACUAGAAUUUGAGAAUUCCAAAGGGGUGGUGCGCAAAAGUAAGGUGGACUUCACCGCACUAAACUCUAACUCUCUUGCAAGAAUUUCGAACUUUGCAUGUCCAAGAGAAGGGUUUAUGAAUGUAAAAGAGCUAAGCAUUGAAAAUUGUGAGGAGCUAACGCCUUUAUGGACAAAUGAUGCGGGAUUACUAAAACCCCUGCCCUGUCCUAGUCAUAUAACGGUUUGGGAAUGUCAAAAACUGGUUUCUUUGGUGGCAGAAGAAGUAAACGAGCAACCACAACAGGGUAUGUCAUCCACACGCAAUGACAUGAAAUUUUUACCCAAGGCGUUGAUGUACAACAACACGUGUCUUCAUCGCAUUGACAUUUUUAAAUGUGAUUCGCUGACACACAUUGCAACCGGCCAACUACCUCCAACUCUAAAAGUGCUUUAUAUAGAUUCUUGCAAUAAUAUGCGGAUUUUGCUGGACGAGAAUGAUACCAACAGUUGCAGUUGCAGCACAUCUCUUCUUGAGUUCUUGAGUAUUAAUCACUGUCCAUCCCUCAAAUCCAUAACAUCCAGCGGAGAAUUACCUGCGACACUUGAAAAGCUCUGUAUUUGGGAUUGUGGAAUGCUGGAGUCAGUGGCAAAAAGCUUCCAUCAGAAUUCUUCUCUCGAAAUAAUUUAUACUCUGCAUUGUGAAAACCUUAAAUCCUUACCGGACGAAGGAUUGCUCCCAUGCAACCUUAGAGUGCUGGAGAUUUGCAAUUGUGAGAAAAUGGGGGCCCUACCCAACUGCAUACACAGCAUCACCUCUCUACGAGAAUUGAAGAUAGAAAAAUGUCCAGGUGUGGAAUCCUUUCCGGGAGAGGGCUUUCCCACCAACUUAACAUCACUUGAAAUCAGAGAUUGCGACAUCACUGAGGCCUUGCUUGAGUGGGGGUUGCAAAAGCUUACCUCUCUUCAACAUCUUCAAUUUGGAGGUGGAUGUCCGAAUCUGGUGUCAUUUCCAGAAAUGGCGUUGUCUACCUCUCUAACCAGCCUCCACAUCAGCAACUUGCCGAAUUUGAAACACUUAUCUUCCAAAGGCUUUCGAUGCCUCUCAUCUCUUAAAACACUACGAAUUGGUUGGUGCGAAAAGUUGAUGACCUUUCCAGAUGAUGGUCUGCCUCCCUCACUCUUGGAUCUUCGCAUCGUUUGCUGUGAAAUGUUCACAUCCUUUCCGAAGGAUGGUCUGCCUCCCUUACUCCAGCAACUUCGUAUUGCAAACUGUUAUCGGCUGACAGAACAUUGCAAGAAAGAUCAAGGACGAGAGUGGUCCAAGAUAGCCCACAUCCCUUUCGUUGAAAUUGAUGGUAGGUUCAUCUAUGACCCAGAACUAGAAGAGCCGAAUCAGCCCAUGGAUCAAGACCACCUAGAAGAUUUGAUUUUUCGAUGAAUAAAUC